CAUUUUCUUCUCAUCCCUUCCCCUCACUCUCUCCCACGUCCCUCUCUUGCUCUCUUUCUUCCACCUGCUUUCACCAGCCCCAAAACCACCAUCCCCUUUUCAGAAACAAGUGGUAGAUAGAUAGAAAGAAAAGGAUAUCAAGGAAAGAAAGAAGAAGGAAACAAGGGGUGCUGCCAAUUUUCGUCCAGCAGCAGGACAGCUUGUGGGAAGGACGAUUCUGGACACUUGAGCCGUUGGAUCGUUCUGAUAUUUAGAGGUUUUCUUCCACAUGUCCUUGUCUACAAUUGGACCGUACGGAUCAUUGUUAUGAUCUCUAGUUCAUCGAGGAAUGUCGCUGGACAGAAGGGGUGCGACAUUGCUUUCCUGUAGCAGGACAGCAGAUUAGAGGUAAGAUCUUGUGAGAAGUAGCCGUUGGAUCUUUCUAGAAAUUUAGUAUAAUGUUAAUUAUAUAAGUUUCUUUGAGUUGACCGUUCGGAACUUAGGUUUGAUUUUGGAGUGGUCAGGAACAAUUGUUAGAAGUAGGGGAGUUGGAUUGAAGUGAGAAGAAAGUAGCUGACAGUUUCGAAACGUCAAUUUAAAAUGAUUUCUAGGCAAAAAAUGCUGAUCCAAAUGGUCUGAAAUUUGGAUAUGUUGUAGUCCUAUGAAUCUAGUUUUAGUAGCAACAAGAAUCAACUGAUUUGGUAAAGUAUCAAGGGAGAAAUGACCGAAAUGAUGAAGCAGGGUAAAGAGUGCGGUCGUAUGACUUCCCUAGUGGCCUUAUCAACAUGCAUGAACACAACCAUGAUUUUGAUGACUGUAUACGUAUCUUGGUGCUUGAAUAACUUGGAAAUAUUGUAUAUAAAGGUAAGGAGCAAGCCGGGGGCUCAUCCAAAGGCAAGGGUAUAGCCGAGUGAAGAUAAAACUGUGAGUAGAUUCUAAUCUUAGAUCUACUUCAACAUAAUCACAGUAUUCGUGUCAUGAAGCGGCCCGAAUACAUAUCGGGGUCAUGAAGCGGCUCCGGUAUAAUAUGUGAAUUCAUGGGAAAUGAUAUGGCUAGGUGAUAUGGCUUAUUGGUGUUUAUUCCUUAUUUGCAUUUGGUAUGAAGUUGGAAAUGCAUGAAUUGUGGAAGGGAUAUGGAAGGACAUUUUGUUGAUUUAUUGUGUGGGUUAUGAGUAAGUAGUCGAGCUUGCGAACUCGUCCUGUCUACUUAGAUUUGGAGUAAGCCAUUAGGCUUACUAAUCCUGUUUUGCUUGAAUAACUCGGAGUAAGCUCCUUAGUGUACAUUUCAUUCUGCUAUGACCGAGGGUGCAAAAGCACUAUGAAUGCUUCUAAGCAUAUAGUGUAUAAGUGAGCCUACGGGUUAAUGAUUAUUGACAGGUGUCUAAGUGAACUAUUAAUGAAAAGAGGUGAAUACAUAAGAAUAAGUAAAAAGGCUUUAUGAUACCUCGGUGCAGUAGUGUGUCCUUUUUGUAUCGAUGUGGGUAAACCCCACGAUACUCCUGUUUGAGAGCUCGUGCUCCGCACCGUGCCGAUUGGGUGACGACCCACGGUACUCCUGUUCUGUUCAGUUAGCCGGGCUAGGGUAAUCCCGUGGCGACUCCUGUUUUUUGUAUCGGUCCGGGUUGUGUCCCGCGAUACUCAUGUUGGUGCGAGCACUCCUGUUUCGUGCCUUGUGCACUCCUGUUUGUACCGGAUGGGGUUUUGUCCCGCGGUACUCCAGUUAUCUGAUGGCUGUACAUGGUUAUCCUGCAGCCUUCCACUACUGUACUACCCGAGGAGUAUAUCAUUUAGCAAUUUUGAAAGUGAAAUUGUAUAAACAAAAUGCCUCUAUCUGUCAUCUGUUUGAUGUAUUUUGACUGUGGAAUGUGAGCAUGUGAACUGGAUUGAUUCAGUAAAAUGAAAAGUGUGAUAAAACAAUUUAAGUCACGUUAUGUGCUAGGGUGUUUCUGCCCAAUACUGCUUUUGUAUUGAUGUCGAUCCGAGGUUAGAAUUUAUUCAAUGAGCGACGACUCAUCAUUCGUCACCAUUUUUCCUCAGAUCAAGAGUAGAAGUAAGGUGUGUACUGUAGAUAUCGGGACUCAAGCUUGAAGGGAAGCCUUGAGGUGGGCGGAGGACUCCGAACUCCUUGAAUGUUUUAUGUUGUGUGGAUUUUGUAAUAAAGCAGACUUCCCCGAUUUUCUGUUUCGACUCUAUUGAAAAUGUAAAUUAUAGUUUGAAGUUUGAAAAAAAAAAUACAUAUAUAAAGCUCAGGCUCGAGAAUGUUUAAACUCGAUGUAUUUUACUGUUUCGUUUUGUAAUAUAAAGUAAGGGUAUUAGAUUUUUGGUAUCAGAGCUGGGAUAUGAUCCCGUGGAUACCAAACGUUUUAAACGAGAUUUUACUGGGAAAACUUAAAUGAUUUCACGGGGAAGUGACUAAUUAUUGAUUUUGACUUUGUAUUUUGUUUUUGUGGAGUUCAGUCAAGGAGCAGAUCCGCAACCUCAUGGAAAUCCUAAUGAUGGAGGUUCUAAUUUUAAUGGGAAUAAUGCUGAGUCCCGCAAUAGAGCCAAUCCUUAUGUCAAGGAUUUUGAAAAACUGAGGAAUAUGGGGGCUGAGUUCUUUAAAGGGGCUAUUGACCCUAAAGAUGCUCUGGACUGGAUCAAGGAGAUGGAACGAAUCUUUAACCUCCUUGAGUGUCCUGAUGAAGCAAGAGUGGAGUAUAUGUACUACCUGCUCAGGUCUGAUGCUUAUGACUGGUGGUUGACCGUACCCGGAGCUCAGGAUCGUACAAUUCAGUAUACCUGUGCGGAAUUUCUUGAGAAAUUCCGUAAGCAAUAUGUGCCUGAUCUGUAUGUGGAUAGGAAGAAGAAAGAGUUUCUGAACCUGAAACAACAAAGGGGGCAGACUGUUAAAGAGUAUGAUGUCAUUUUCCAUCGUUUGAUGACCUUCGCGAUGGAGUUGGUACCUACUGAACGAGCUAGAUGCAACCGCUAUGAGCAAGGCCUGAAUCCCCAGAUCAAGAUGAUAGUAGCAAAAUCAGAGACGAAUGAUCUUGCCACCUUGAGAGAGGCUUCCAUGAGAGCAGAGGAUUUGGUGAAUGAAUUGGGAGCACAGAUGGCUGAAGGAGGGAAGAGAAAGUGGAAGAACGUGGGUUCCUCGAGUGCUGGAAACUCAUUCGGGGGUAGACCUAAUCAGAGUCAGAAGGUUUCACGUCCAAUCGCCAGUUACCCCGGACAAGAGCGGAGAAGUGCAGGCCCAGCUCCUAUUUGCCCACAUUGUGGGAAUCAACAUAUGGGUGUUUGUAGGAGGGUGACUGGUGGGUGUUUCCGAUGUGGAGACACUAGCCACUUUCUCCGCGAUUGUCCCCUCAUGUCAGAGUCCAGGCCUGCUGGAUCCCAGACUACAAUUCAAGGGUCCAGAAGGAGUGGAGGUCCAAUGAGAGGAUCAGGAAGAGGUGGUAAUAAUCGUGGCAAAAGUCAGGGUGGACAGAGCAGUCGGGGUGAAGUGCAGCCACGAGCCUUUGCUAUGACUAGGAGGGAGGCUGACAUCUCCCCAGAGGUCGUUACUGGUACGGUUCUUAUCUAUGAUCUUACCGCUUAUGCAUUGAUUGAUCCUGGUGCUACUCAUUCAUUCAUAUCUUCUCCAUUCUCACGUGGGUUGCCUGUGCACUCUGAAAUGUUGAACAAGAAUGUAAUAGUUCAAACCCCAGUAGGAGAUACCGUAGUGAUUGAAUAUGCCUAUCCUGAUGCCCCAAUAAGUAUAGCUGGAACUAUUCUACCAGCUAACUUAUUGAGGUUAAUGCUGACUGAAUUUGAUAUAAUUCUAGGAAUGGAUUGGUUAAGCCAACAUAAAGCCAUAAUGAACUGUUAUACCAAGGAAGUAAUUUUCGAAAGACUAGAUGGUCAGAAUGUGAUUUUUCGAGGGACUAGACAGGUGGUACCUACUUGCCUAGUCUCGGCCACCAAGGUGGUGAGUUUGAUGAAGGAAGGCUGUGAAGUGUAUCUGGCUUAUGUGACUGAGGGCAAACCGGAAUUGAAACCUGAAAAUGUUCCGGUUGUGAAGGAGUUCCUGGAUGUGUUCCCUUCGGAACUGCCAGGAUUACCUCCGGAAAGGGAAAUAGAUUUCACUAUUGAACUGAUACCGGGCAGUGCUCCGAUCUCCGUACCGGAUGUCUCCGUUAGAACUGAAAGAACUGAAGGAGCAACUUCAAGAGUUGCUAGAUAAGGGGUUUAUUAGACCUAGUGUCUCCCCUUGGGGCGCUCCGGUAUUAUUCGUGAAGAAGAAGGAUGGAACUUUUCGUAUGUGUAUUGACUAUCGGAAGCUCAACAAGUUAACGGUUAAGAAUAAAUAUCUGUUACCUCGGAUUGAUGAUUUUUUUGACCAACUAUAAGGAUCGAGGGUCUUUUCCAAGAUUGAUCUAAGAUCAGGUUAUUAUCAAUUAAGGGUAGCAGAUGAGUCCAUACCGAAGACAGCUUUUCGUACUAGGUAUGGGCAUUACGAAUUUCUUGUCAUGCCUUUCGGGUUGACAAAUACUCUAGCUGUUUUCAUGGCACUUAUGAACCGAGUGUUUCAGGAAUAUCUAGAUAAGUUCGUGAUCGUCUUUAUUGAUGAUAUUCUAGUGUAUUCUGGAAGUGAAGAAGAGCACCGGGAGCAUCUAAGAAUCGUACUGCAGAUUCUGAGGGAAAAGCAGUUGUAUGAUAAGUUCAGCAAAUGUGAAUUUUGGAUGGAUCAAGUAGUAUUUUUGGGCCAUGUGGUGUCUGAGAGAGGUAUAGAGGUGGAUCCAAGGAAAGUAGCAGCAGUGAUACAAUGAAAGCCACCGAAAAAUAUACCUGAACUAAGAAGUUUCCUUGGCAUGGCCGGAUACUACAGAAGAUUCAUUGAGGGGUUUUCUCUGAUUGCUGCACCAUUGACAAAGUUACUGAGGAAAGAGCAAUCUUUUAUAUGGGAUAAUAAAUGUCAAUCCAGUUUUGAAGAGUUGAAGCGGAAGUUAACCACUGCACCGGUUCUUGCCCUUCCCUCAGGAACUGGAGGUUAUGUGGUAUACAGCGAUGCUUCGCAUCAAGGGUUAGGAUGUGUUCUCAUGCAGCAUGGUAAAGUAAUUGCUUAUGCUUCCAGGCAAUUACGACCAUAUGAGAAAUCUUAUCCGACUCAUGAUUUAGAACUGGCGGCUGUGGUAUUUGCCUUAAAGAUUUGGCGUCAUUAAUUGUACGGUGAGACUUUUCAGAUCUUUACUGAUCACAAGAGUCUCAAGUACUUGAUGGAGCAAAAAGAUCUAAAUCUUAGGCAAAGGAGGUGGUUAGAGUUGUUGAAAGAUUACGACUGUACCAUCGAAUACCAUCCAGGCAAAGCAAAUGUUGUGGCAGAUGCUUUGAGUCGAAAGACCAAGCAUUGUACUAGAAAUGAGGAGACUGGUUUAAUGGCAAAUUUGAUUUCUUUGAGAGCUAUAAGUGUUGAAUUGGAAAUGAAUUCCACAGGAGGGUUAUUGGCCACUUUACAAGUGCGACCAAUUCUGAGAGAAAGAAUUAUUAAAGUUCAGGAUCAAGA
Molecule: messenger RNA, 5500 nt
Organism: Linum trigynum
Lineage: Eukaryota; Viridiplantae; Streptophyta; Magnoliopsida; Malpighiales; Linaceae
Source: the annotation of a GenBank genome assembly